GUAAAUUGCUUAAGUUUAGUGAAAACUAGAUGUUAGAUGUAAUUUGUAAAUCCUAUAAAUGAUAUUUUUUUUUAAUUUUUCUAUUAUUUUUUAGCUUUUUUAUUUCCGAAUUUCAUCUACUCCAAUCUGCUCAAGAAUUUAAACCUUCCUUUCAUCAAAAUUCAUUUGAAGUUGUUCUAGAGCUGAGAUAAAUAUUUCAUUAUGUCCCAACAGCGGGAUGUUAUCGAACAGAAGCAAGGACAUAAUAAGAUUCUCCGGAUAAGAGGUGACAGCGAAACAAAUUUGGAUGAUCUUUUCAACGCUGUUAUGCAUCCGAAAGGAAAUCAAGCCCAUCAAAGUAAACCGAUGCGAUCUCGUAAUUUGCCCAAAUCAUUUUUUCAACAACCCGAGCGCGGAUCGAAAUCGGCGUCUCAUAGUCGAGAAUCUAGUACCGAUAAUACUUUUUCCAGUCCUCCACCCCAACAAGUACCACAAAGUAACAAUAAUAACAACAAUAGAAGUGCAGCUAGUCCUGGUAUUUCAAAUAGCAAUAAUGCAGUCAGUCCUCCGCCAGCUCAUCCAAAUGGAUUAGUUAUAAAUCAUCCACGAGCACAUUCAUCACCAGCUUCGCUUCAACAAACUUAUAAUGCAGCUCAACAUCAACAUUUGCGUCAACAGAGUUAUGAUAUCACCGACAUUAUACCAAUGCCAGCUGGUUGGGAAAUGGCCAGAACAGAAAAUGGACAAAGAUAUUUCUUAAACCAUUUAACUAAAACUACUACAUGGGAAGAUCCUCGUAAAAACUUGAGCACUGGUUCUCUCUCAAGUUCAUCAGGUGUCACCUCUUUAAGUCCAAGUACAAGUCCAGCUUCAUCUCUUAUCAAUUUGCAGUUAGUAAAUAAUUUAGCUCAAGGUCCUUUGCCUGAUGGUUGGGAACAAGCUACCACUCCGGAUAAUGAGAUAUACUAUAUCAAUCACAGAACCCAAACCACCAGCUGGUACGAUCCUAGAUUGCCUCCCCAGUUGCAGAAUACACCUGUUGUGCCAAUCUUAGGUUAUGGAGCUCAUAGUCAAAGUGUCUUAGGGCUAUCAUCUCAACAAUCUCAGGCUUCUGCUGCAUCUGUGACAACUUCUUUGACUGCUGCCAGUAAUCAAACUUUGCAGCAACAACAGCAGCAAUUACGACUUCAAAGGCUACAAAUGGAGCGUGAACGACUGCGUUUAAGACAACAAGAAAUAUUGAGAAACUCAAAUUUAGGAAAUUCAAGUCCAACACUCAAUGAAUAUCUUAUGAGAAAAACAUUGCAAGAAGAAGGUGUUGCUAAUUCAUCCUCAUCAAAUAGACACACUGAUGCAUCUCAAUCUAAUUCAACUAAUCUAGACCCCUUUAUAAGUGCUGAUGCCGAUUUUCAUUCCCGCCAAGAGAGCGGUGAUAGUGGUUUAGGAUUGAGUUCUAAUUACAGUUUACCCAACACUCCUGAAGAUUAUUUGAUGGGCAUGGAUGAAGGAACAGAAGAUGUACUACUUGAUAUUGCUGAGUUGAACUUAGAACCUAUACCUGGUGGAGCUUUAGACAUGGUUCCUGAAAACAUGGAUUCUGAUGAUUUGGAACCAAGCUUACAUGAGGAAUUGAAUCCAGAUAUUUUGUCAGACGUUGAAGCACUUCUCAACAAGGAAUCUGUUAUGAAAUGGUUGUAAACAAACAAGUUUUUCACAAUAAUGGAAAUUCAUUUUUAGAAAGAACUUGUUUCUUUUAUACAAGACGCAUUGAACAAUUUUCUGAUUUCUUUGUUUUAAAAAUUGUGGACUGUUCUUAUUAUGUAUUUCUUUUUAUUAUUAGUCUAAAGGUCCAGGUGUAUUUAGAAAUUAGUUAUUUUUCUCUCAAUUAUAAAUUUUAAUUUUUCUAUACAAAAUGUUGAAAGUUAAUAGUACUUUGAAAUUUUGUGUUACUUGAAAUUUUAAUCUUUUAUAUUUUAAAACGUACUGUUGAAGUUUCUGUUUUAAUGCUGUGAGUUAUUUAAAUGUGCACAGCUUAAUAAUAUUAUUAGCAUGAGCAAAAUUAAAAAUGUUUUUAACACUUAUAUUUAUUUAUUAAUGUUCAAUUUAAUAUUUGAAAUUUAAUCAAUAUUCAAAUAAAACUACCAGUGUUAAGUUUACUUUUGUUACAUAGUUUGACAUACUGAAUCAUAGUUCAUAAUCUUUCUAACAGCAUUUUUAAAAAAAAUAAUAACUAUUAUAAAUACCUUAGUGUAAUAUUUAUUGAAUUGAUAUUUAUUUUUUGUUUGAUUUGCUGAGUAUUUAGAAAUUAUGAUUUGUUUAUAACAAAACAUAAUAAUUCAUAAAUUAAUUGUAACUGUUUACUUAAAUCAAUUACAAUUAUUUCAAUCUUCUUUUUUUUUAAUCAGCUAAAUUUUUUUAUGAAAAAAAUUAUUGAUUUAAAUCAACUGAUUGAAGAAAAAAAACAUUGAUGUUUAUGGAAGGCAUUUUAAUAUAAGAUUGUUUAAUUUUGUUGAUUUUCAUAGUUUUAAGUUAUAUUCUAGGGCAUUAUAAAUUUUCAACUACUAAAACUGCAUUUGUAUUUAGUGCAUAAUAAAAACCAGCACUUUUGAAAUGACAUUUUAAAAAUCUUAUAAUAAUGUCUUUAGAUUUUAUGCAGAUUUAUUUGUGUAAUUGUAAAAAGUAGUUUUUGAAUAUUGAAUUUUCUACAAAAAAAGCUGGAUAGCUAUGUAUUCAUACCUUUAAAGCAUUAAAAGGAAAUAAUUCUAAUUUGGCAUAAAUAUGCAAAGACUAAUUCAGAUAGACUUUUUCUUAUAGUAAUAUUUUUUUAAAUUAUAAAUUGGUAAGUUAUAAAUUAUUCUAUUUAAAAAUAUAUUUGAAUCUACAAUUAAAGUAAGUGCCUGCUCAUAUUUAAAAAAAAAAAAAACAAUCUUGUCAUUUCUGAAGUUAGAAAGAAAGGUACUCAACAAAUAUAAAGUAAUUAUAUUAAUUGUCUAUUUUUCAGUAAUUAAAAGAACAAAUCCUGAAUAUUAGUAAAGCUUCUUUAGUAGAAGGGUAUAUCAAAUAUUUCAUUAAUAAAGAAUAUAAGUGCUUUAAACUCUUUGUUAUUGUUGAUAUUACUUGGUGUCCUAUGCCAGAAAGGUUAGUAGGGGAAAAAAACUGAUUCUUCUUGAGUUAGUCUUCUAUUGUGCCUUUUUAUCAGUGCCUUAAAAGAAAUGUUUUAAAUUUUUUAAUAUGUUCAUAAGUUUUACUAUAUUUAAUUUAUUAAAUGUUUUAUGCAUAUAAUUUUCCACUAUGAAAAAAACUUGGAACAUUUAUUUUUCAUCUUGAGAAGCACUUCAUUUGCGACAACUGUUUUAAGUGAAAGUGUUGUGCCAUUUCAUUAUUUUGUGUAUUGUUUGUUUUUGUGUAUUUUAAUAGAACUGUGUUUUUUGUCAUUUAUAUAUGAGAUAAAAAUUGAUAAUCAUGAUUUACACAGAUUUAAAAUUCAUCCCAACUGAUGUGUUUGUGAGAAUGGUUAUGGAGGAUCAAAGCAUAAAUCAUUCUUAUGUAAGUUAAAAGUUGUCUUUUUCUUUACUGAUCAGGUAUUUUUGAAUCGUUUGUAAUAUUAAAACAGCUGAAUUAAGAAUUUCUUUCAUUUUUCUAUGUUAUGCAACUUUUAAAAAAAUUAUUAAGUGUUUCAAUCAAGUGCCUUUAUAAACAUCUAAAGUAUGACUUCAUAUUUUUAUAGUAUUUUGAUUAUUCCACUCUACAAGGAAAAAAUUUUCACCGCUUUCUCUCCUUCUCUGUGUAAAAUUAUUGAUGUGAUUAAAAUCUUAUAUUGCUUGCUGCAACUGCAAGUAAUCCAAGAUUAGAUGACAAAUCGUAAAACAGGCUGUUCAAUCUUGUCACAUGUUUCUCAUUUGAUGUAAAAUGCCUGAAGUGCGAAAGAUUCUUUAGUCUUUAUUUUAUGAUCUGAAGGUAUGAAAUCUCACGUGAAGACAAGAUUACUUGAACAUGUUUUUGUUUUUCCCCUUCAUUUAAUGCUUAUCAUUUUGUAUUAUUUGCCAUAUUUUUCUCAUUUUACCCUUUAUAGAUUUUUGAAACCCAUGCCAUAUUUCAUUUGUGUCAGUAGCUCGUGCCAAACAAACACUGCCCAGUGUUUGAUUUUAGCUCGCAUUUCAUUUGGUCAUAAAUAUUUAUCGUGUAUUAGGGAUGCUUAAAUAUGAUUUUAAAUUAUAAAAUUUCAAGAUAUAAUGGAGAAAUUUGAAUUAGCAUUCUGCUUAGAAAAUAAAUGUCUGGUAUAUAACUAAUGGAGAAAUUAAAUUUCUUUACGAUAUACAUUUAUCCAAUCGUGAAUGAAAUUAAACAUUUCCAUGAGAUACUUCCCUAUGUAAAUAAUUCACCCUCCUAGAAUAGUCAUAAUCAGAUACUUAUUUUAAAACGAAAUCACGCAAAUAAGCACUUGCCAAACCAUAAUUUCAAUAUUUAAAGUAAAAGAUAAUUUUUGGUAAUAAUUAUUUUUUAUGUAUUAAAGAGAAAUAAACUGAUAGGCUCUAAUUUAAGUAUCCCUGCUACAUUUCAUUUGCAUUAUUCAUUUAUCAUCAUUACCCAAUGCCAUAUAGUAAUAUGCAUUUAAUUGUUUAUUGUACUUUGAAUAUUGAAUCAUUAAUGUUAAUCUUUUUCUGUUUGCUAAAAUGUCACAUCAUUUGCUGUUGAUCUUAUAUUUCCAAGCACAGCAAUUUUUACUAUGGAUAAGAGAAAGCUAAUCAUCAAAAUUGUCAUCAAUUACUCUUUUUGUAUAAACUCAAAUUUGUGGAAUAAUAAAAUUUUAUUCAGACAA
This is a messenger RNA of Parasteatoda tepidariorum (common house spider), 4798 nucleotides long. RefSeq names its product transcriptional coactivator YAP1. Gene Ontology annotation, biological process: hippo signaling; positive regulation of transcription by RNA polymerase II. Gene Ontology annotation, molecular function: transcription coactivator activity; protein binding. Gene Ontology annotation, cellular component: nucleus; cytoplasm. Lineage: Eukaryota; Metazoa; Arthropoda; Arachnida; Araneae; Theridiidae. The record is from RefSeq and is a predicted model, not a curated record.